AUGCCGUUUGGGUGUGUGACACUGGGUGACAAGAAAAACUAUAACCAGCCAUCGGAGGUGACUGACAGAUAUGAUUUGGGACAGGUCAUCAAGACCGAGGAGUUCUGUGAGAUCUUCCGAGCCAAGGACAAGACCACGGGCAAGCUGCACACUUGCAAGAAGUUCCAGAAGCGGGAUGGCCGCAAGGUGCGGAAGGCGGCCAAGAAUGAGAUUGGUAUCCUCAAGAUGGUGAAACAUCCCAACAUCCUACAACUCGUAGAUGUGUUUGUGACUCGCAAGGAAUACUUCAUCUUCCUGGAGCUGGCCACGGGGAGGGAGGUGUUUGACUGGAUCCUGGACCAGGGCUACUACUCGGAGCGAGACACGAGCAACGUGGUGCGGCAGGUCCUAGAGGCUGUGGCCUACUUGCACUCACUGAAGAUUGUGCAUAGGAACCUCAAGCUGGAAAACCUAGUUUACUACAACCGGUUGAAGAACUCCAAGAUUGUCAUCAGUGACUUUCAUCUGGCUAAGCUAGAGAAUGGCCUCAUCAAGGAGCCCUGCGGGACCCCGGAGUACCUGGCCCCGGAGGUGGUAGGCCGGCAGCGGUACGGACGCCCUGUAGACUGCUGGGCCAUUGGUGUCAUCAUGUACAUCUUGCUUUCAGGCAACCCACCUUUCUAUGAGGAGGUAGAGGAAGAUGACUAUGAGAACCAUGAUAAGAAUCUCUUCCGCAAGAUCCUGGCUGGUGACUAUGAGUUUGACUCUCCGUACUGGGAUGAUAUUUCUCAGGCAGCCAAAGAUCUGGUUACCAGACUGAUGGAGGUAGAGCAAGAUCAGCGGAUCACUGCAGAAGAGGCCAUCUCCCAUGAAUGGAUUUCUGGCAAUGCUGCUUCUGAUAAGAACAUCAAAGAUGGUGUUUGUGCUCAGAUUGAAAAGAACUUUGCCAGGGCCAAGUGGAAGAAAGCUGUUCGAGUGACCACCCUCAUGAAACGGCUCCGGGCACCAGAGCAGUCUGGCACAGCUGCAGCUCAGUCUGCCUCGGCCACAGACACUGCCACACCUGGGGCUGCGGCGACAAGUGGAGCUGCCCCAACCUCUGGGGGCAGUGCUACUGCAGCCCCGGAGGGUGCUGCUGUGAGUGCUGCCAAGAGCGAUAACGCAGCCGGCACAGAUCGUAGUGCCACCCCGGCCACGGAUGGCAGUGCCACCCCGGCCACGGAUGGCAGUGCCACCCCGGCCACGGAUGGCAGUGCUACCCCGGCCACGGAUGGGAGCAUCACCCCUGCCACGGAUGGAAGUGUCACCCCAGCCACUGACAGGAGCGCGACCCCAGCUACUGAUGGGAGAGCCACACCAGCCACAGAAGAGAGCACAGUGCCCACCACUCAAAGCAGUGCCACGUCAGCUGCUGUGGCAGCUGUCACCCCUGAGCCGGCUAUGACCCAGCCGGACAGCACAGCCCAAGGGGGCACCACAGGCCAGGCUCCACCCUCUAGUAAAGGGGAUGAGGCUUCUGGCUGUGCCCAGGAGUCUCAGAGGGAGGCCAGCUGA
This is a messenger RNA of Perognathus longimembris pacificus (Pacific pocket mouse), 1533 nucleotides long. It is a transcript of the gene Camkv, whose product is annotated as CaM kinase like vesicle associated. The transcript has 10 exons. NCBI's taxonomy places the organism in Eukaryota, Metazoa, Chordata, Mammalia, Rodentia, Heteromyidae. Gene Ontology annotation, cellular component: intracellular anatomical structure. Bases 1 to 1533 code for a protein of 510 amino acids. Gene Ontology annotation, molecular function: calcium/calmodulin-dependent protein kinase activity; calmodulin binding; ATP binding. The record is from RefSeq and is a predicted model, not a curated record. Gene Ontology annotation, biological process: peptidyl-serine phosphorylation.